Messenger RNA from Colletotrichum acutatum, 1638 nucleotides. Its product is annotated as major facilitator superfamily domain-containing protein. Gene Ontology annotation, biological process: transmembrane transport. The transcript has 3 exons. The record is from RefSeq and is a predicted model, not a curated record. Gene Ontology annotation, molecular function: transmembrane transporter activity. NCBI's taxonomy places the organism in Eukaryota, Fungi, Ascomycota, Sordariomycetes, Glomerellales, Glomerellaceae. Bases 1 to 1446 code for a protein of 481 amino acids. Gene Ontology annotation, cellular component: plasma membrane.
AUGGCAAAAUCAGAAACGGCACCAGCUACAUUUGCAGUCGACGAGGAUGGGGCUGAAGGGGCGAGCGUUCCAGUUGUCGUCGAUUGGGAAGAUGAUGAUGUUGAGAAACCAACAAACUGGUCAGUGUCGAAGAAGUGGAUCAAUGUCCUUCUCAUAUCGACACUCACCCUGAUCUCGCCAUUCGGCUCUUCAAUGUUCGCACCAAGUACAAGCGAGAUGAUGAGAGAGUUUCACUCCACCAACAUCGACCUCGAAUCCUUCAGUGUUUCCAUUUUUGUUCUUGGCUAUGCUUUCGGACCCUUGAUCCACGGACCAUUGAGCGAGCUCUACGGUCGGCUCGUCUUGUACCACGUCAACUCCCUUCUCUUCAUCCUAGCCAAUAUUGCUUGCGCACUGUCGGUUUCGUUACCGAUACUCAUCGUCUUCCGUCUCAUCACUGGCCUCGUUGGUUCCUGCCCGUUGGCCAUCGGUCCAGCUAGCGUCUCAGAUUUGUUCAUCCAGGAGGAACGAGGCAAGGGGCUUGCUGUCUGGAACCUGCCGGUACUUCUGGGUCCGGCCAUUGGACCCUUAGUUGGAAGCUACUUGUCGGCGGCUACUGGUUGGCGGUGGAGCUUUUGGUUCCUAGCAAUUGCGAUGGGAGUAAUCUACAUCGCCACGCUACUACUGCUCCGAGAAACUCAUUCGCCAACUCUACUAGAGUGGAAAGCUCGAAGGCUGCGCAAGAAAUACGGAAACCCGGAAAUUUCAUCCAUCAUGGCAUCCAAAAAGUCCCCGCGGGCCACCUUCCUGAACGCAAUUAUCCGACCGACCAGACUUCUUGUCUACUCACCCAUUGUUCUCACUCUUUCUAUUUGCGCCGCAGUCAACUACGGCUUCAUCUACAUCAUUUUCACCACAAUGACUUCGACUUUCAUGAGCCGAUACGGGCUGAGUAGAGGCGAUGUCGGUUUAACUUACUUGGGAUUCGGCAUUGGGAACAUCGUAGGAAACGUGACCCUCGGCGCCAUCUCCGACAAGCUUGUGAAAGCCAUGGCUCGCAAAGGAGAGAUGAAGCCCGAGUACCGACUUCCGCCAUUAAUACCUGGUAGCCUUCUAGUCCCUGUCGGGCUGUUUUUGUACGGCUGGACCUUGCAGUACAACGUUCACUUCAUGGUGCCUCUAGUUGGUACCUUCUUGGUGGGAGUCGGUACCAUUCUCAUUUUCAUGUCCAUCAACUCGUACUUGGUCGAUGCCUUUACCGAGCAUGCAGCCAGCGCAGUAGCCGCCAGCACCGUGUUACGUAGCUUGGGUGGGGGUUUGCUUCCGCUUUGCGGGGGCAAGUUAUACGAAGCGGUGGGCGAUGGAUGGGGCAAUUCGAUUCUUGGGUUGAUAGGAGUUGCUUUUAUUCCUGCCGUAUGGUUGUUGUACAGAUUUGGGGAACGACUCAGGUUGAAGUCUCGGGUUUAGGCAAUGCAAGCUCAUACUUUCUCAAAACAUGAUCUUCGAUGUAAUUAUACUGGUUCGGUGAUUGAAAGACAGCAAAGAAUCAAAAUGGCGAGAUAGCUUAACAUAAAAGUCUUUCUGCUAUCUGCUAGGCUGUGAUACCAUUGCGUCUACUUCACCAAUCGCAAACCCUCAGAGCCGGGAUAGUCUCACAUG